GCUGCCCCGUUCUGACUGGGCCAAUGAUUUCGGCAAGUCCUGGUGGAAAGGGUCGAAUUAUCAGGUGGGGCGACUGUCUGCCAAGACCCGGAACAUCCGUAUUAUUAACACACUCACAUCGCAGGAGCAUACACUGCAGAAAGAAGAAAAAAAAAUCCGGCUCCACUUCUCAUUUAAAAGAUAAGGGUGACAUUCGGCUGCUGCCUUCAACAUUGGGUGUGAAGAAGAGAAAGCGAGGACCCAAGAAGCAGAAGGAAAAUAAGCCAGGCAAACCUCGGAAACGCAAGAAGCUUGACAGUGAGGAGGAAUUUGGCUCAGAGCGAGAUGAGUACCGGGAGAAGUCAGAGAGUGGGGGCAGUGAAUAUGGAACUGGACCAGGUCGGAAACGAAGACGGAAGCACCGAGAAAAGAAAGAGAAAAAGACAAAACGGAGGAAAAGGGGGGAAGGAGAUGGGGGGCAAAAGCAGGUGGAACAGAAGUCAUCAGCAACUCUACUUCUGACCUGGGGCCUGGAGGAUGUGGAACAUGUAUUCUCUGAGGAGGAUUAUCACACACUUACCAACUACAAAGCCUUCAGCCAGUUCAUGAGGCCCCUAAUUGCUAAGAAGAAUCCUAAGAUCCCAAUGUCCAAGAUGAUGACCAUCCUUGGGGCCAAGUGGAGAGAAUUCAGCGCCAAUAACCCCUUCAAGGGGUCAGCAGCUGCUGUGGCGGCGGCAGCAGCAGCAGCAGCAGCAGCUGUAGCGGAGCAGGUGUCAGCUGCUGUCUCCUCAGCCACCCCCAUAGCACCGUCUGGACCCCCUGCCCUCCCACCACCCCCUGCUGCUGAAAUCCAGCCCCCACCCAUCCGAAGAGCCAAAACCAAAGAGGGCAAAGGUCCAGGCCAUAAAAGGCGGAAUAAGAGCCCCCGAGUGCCUGAUGGACGCAAAAAGCUUCGAGGAAAGAAGAUGGCACCACUCAAAAUCAAACUGGGGCUGCUGGGUGGCAAGAGGAAGAAGGCAGGCUCGUAUGUUUUUCAGAGUGAUGAGGGCCCUGAACCAGAGGCUGAGGAGUCAGAUCUGGACAGUGGUAGUGUCCACAGUGCUUCAGGCCGGCCUGAUGGCCCUGUCCGAGCCAAGAAACUGAAGCGAGGCCGACCAGGAAGGAAAAAGAAGAAGGUUCUGGGCUGUCCUGCAGUGGCCGGGGAGGAGGAGGUUGAUGGCUACGAGACGGAUCACCAGGAUUACUGUGAGGUGUGCCAGCAGGGUGGGGAAAUUAUUCUGUGCGACACCUGCCCUCGUGCCUACCACCUCGUCUGCCUUGAUCCUGAGCUUGACCGGGCUCCAGAGGGCAAAUGGAGCUGCCCCCACUGUGAGAAGGAGGGGGUACAAUGGGAGGCCAAGGAAGAAGAAGAAGAAUAUGAAGAGGAGGGAGAGGAAGAAGGAGAGAAGGAGGAAGAGGAUGAUCACAUGGAGUACUGCCGUGUGUGCAAGGAUGGUGGGGAGCUCCUGUGUUGUGAUGCUUGCAUCUCCUCCUACCACAUCCACUGUCUAAACCCUCCCCUGCCUGACAUCCCCAAUGGUGAAUGGCUGUGUCCACGAUGCACAUGUCCUGUGCUAAAGGGCCGUGUUCAGAAGAUCCUGCAUUGGCGAUGGGGGGAACCACCUGUGGCAGUGCCAGCCCCCCAACAGGCAGAUGGGAAUCUAGAUGUCCCACCCCCUCGUCCUCUUCAAGGGAGAUCAGAACGAGAGUUCUUUGUCAAGUGGGUAGGACUGUCCUACUGGCACUGCUCCUGGGCCAAGGAGCUUCAGCUGGAAAUCUUCCACUUGGUAAUGUACCGAAACUACCAGCGGAAAAAUGACAUGGAUGAGCCCCCACCCCUGGACUAUGGCUCCGGAGAGGAUGAUGGGAAGAGUGAUAAGCGCAAGGUGAAAGACCCUCACUAUGCAGAGAUGGAGGAAAAAUACUACCGUUUUGGCAUCAAGCCAGAGUGGAUGACUGUCCACCGUAUCAUCAACCACAGUAUGGAUAAAAAGGGGAAUUACCACUAUCUUGUAAAAUGGAAGGACUUGCCUUAUGACCAGUCUACAUGGGAGGAAGAUGAAAUGAACAUCCCUGAAUAUGAAGACCAUAAGCAAAGUUACUGGAGACACCGAGAGCUAAUUAUGGGAGAAGACCCUGUUCAGCCUCGCAAAUACAAGAAGAAAAAGAAGGAGCUACAGGGUGAUGGGCCUCCCAGUUCUCCGACUAAUGAUCCUACAGUGAAAUAUGAGACUCAGCCACGGUUUAUCACAGCCACAGGAGGUACACUGCACAUGUAUCAGCUGGAAGGGCUGAACUGGCUACGCUUCUCCUGGGCCCAGGGCACUGACACGAUUCUAGCUGAUGAGAUGGGGCUGGGCAAGACCAUCCAAACCAUCGUCUUCCUCUACUCACUUUAUAAGGAGGGCCACACAAAAGGUCCCUUCCUGGUGAGUGCCCCACUCUCUACCAUCAUUAACUGGGAACGGGAGUUCCAGAUGUGGGCACCCAAGUUCUACGUGGUCACAUACACGGGUGACAAGGAUAGCCGGGCCAUUAUUCGUGAAAACGAGUUCUCUUUUGAAGAUAAUGCCAUCAAAGGUGGGAAGAAAGCUUUUAAGAUGAAGAGGGAGGCACAGGUGAAGUUCCAUGUUCUCCUGACAUCAUAUGAGCUGAUCACCAUUGAUCAGGCAGCGCUUGGCUCUAUCCGCUGGGCCUGUCUUGUGGUGGAUGAAGCCCAUCGACUCAAGAACAACCAGUCCAAGUUUUUCAGGGUCCUCAAUGGCUACAAGAUAGAUCAUAAAUUGUUGCUGACGGGGACCCCAUUGCAGAAUAAUCUGGAGGAGCUCUUCCAUCUGCUCAACUUCCUCACCCCAGAGAGGUUUAACAACUUGGAGGGCUUCCUGGAAGAAUUUGCUGACAUAUCCAAAGAGGACCAGAUUAAGAAACUGCAUGAUUUGUUGGGGCCACACAUGCUGCGAAGGCUCAAAGCAGAUGUCUUUAAGAACAUGCCAGCCAAGACAGAGCUUAUUGUUCGAGUGGAGCUAAGCCCCAUGCAGAAAAAAUACUACAAAUACAUCCUGACUCGAAAUUUUGAGGCCUUGAAUUCACGAGGUGGUGGGAACCAAGUGUCGCUGCUUAACAUCAUGAUGGAUCUUAAGAAGUGCUGCAACCACCCAUACCUCUUUCCUGUGGCUGCUAUGGAGUCUCCAAAACUCCCCAGCGGAGCUUAUGAGGGUGGGGCACUUAUUAAAUCAUCGGGGAAGCUCAUGCUCCUGCAGAAGAUGCUUCGGAAGCUGAAGGAGCAAGGACACAGAGUGCUUAUCUUCUCUCAGAUGACCAAAAUGUUAGACUUGCUGGAGGACUUCUUAGACUAUGAAGGUUACAAGUAUGAGCGCAUUGAUGGAGGCAUCACUGGAGCCCUCAGGCAGGAGGCCAUUGAUCGGUUUAAUGCUCCUGGUGCCCAACAAUUCUGCUUCCUCCUGUCCACGCGAGCUGGGGGCCUGGGCAUCAACCUGGCUACUGCCGACACUGUCAUCAUCUUUGAUUCUGAUUGGAACCCCCAUAAUGACAUCCAGGCCUUCAGCAGAGCUCAUCGGAUUGGCCAGGCCAACAAAGUGAUGAUUUACCGGUUUGUAACACGUGCAUCUGUGGAAGAAAGAAUCACACAGGUGGCUAAGAGAAAGAUGAUGCUGACACACCUGGUAGUCCGGCCAGGGCUGGGCUCCAAGGCUGGCUCCAUGUCCAAGCAGGAGCUAGAUGACAUCCUCAAAUUUGGUACUGAGGAGCUGUUCAAGGAUGAAAAUGAGGGGGAAAAUAAGGAAGAGGAUAGCAGUGUGAUCCACUAUGACAACGAAGCCAUUGCUCGACUGCUGGACCGGAACCAGGAUGCAACUGAGGACACUGAUGUGCAGAACAUGAAUGAAUAUCUCAGCUCCUUCAAGGUGGCACAGUAUGUUGUGCGAGAAGAAGACAAGAUUGAGGAGAUUGAGCGUGAGAUCAUCAAGCAGGAGGAGAACGUGGACCCUGACUACUGGGAGAAGCUGCUGAGGCAUCACUAUGAGCAGCAGCAGGAAGACCUAGCCCGAAACCUAGGCAAAGGCAAGCGGGUUCGAAAGCAGGUUAACUACAAUGAUGCUGCUCAGGAGGAUCAAGAUAACCAGUCAGAAUACUCAGUGGGGUCAGAGGAGGAGGAUGAAGACUUUGACGAGCGUCCUGAAGGGCGUCGGCAGUCAAAGAGGCAGCUCCGAAAUGAAAAGGACAAGCCACUGCCUCCAUUGCUUGCUCGAGUUGGGGGCAACAUUGAGGUACUGGGAUUCAAUACCCGACAACGGAAGGCUUUCCUUAAUGCUGUGAUGCGCUGGGGGAUGCCACCUCAAGAUGCCUUCACUACACAGUGGCUGGUGCGGGACCUGCGGGGCAAGACUGAGAAGGAGUUUAAGGCCUACGUGUCUUUGUUCAUGCGCCAUCUGUGUGAGCCUGGGGCAGAUGGAUCUGAAACCUUUGCUGAUGGAGUCCCUCGAGAAGGGUUGAGUCGCCAGCAAGUGCUGACCCGCAUUGGAGUGAUGUCUCUGGUGAAGAAGAAGGUGCAAGAGUUUGAGCAUAUCAAUGGGCGCUGGUCAAUGCCCGAACUGAUGCCUGAUCCUAGUGCUGACUCCAAGCGCUCUUCCAGGGCUUCCUCUCCAACCAAAACAUCUCCCACCACACCCGAAGCUUCUGUGACCAACAGUCCUUGCACCUCUAAACCUGCUACUCCCGCUCCAAGUGAGAAAGGAGAUGGCAUAAGGACACCUCUUGAGAAGGAUGACACUGAAAACCCAGACGAGAAGUCAGAGAAGAAUAGCAAAAUUGGGGAAAAGAUGGAGACAGAGGUUGAUUCUCCAAGCCCAGCCCCUUCCCUUGGGGAACGACUAGAAACAAGGAAGAGUCUGCUAGAGGAUGAAAUACCAAGGGUACCUGGGGAGAUGGAGACUGAACCUGGGAACAGAGGAGACAGAGAGAAGUCUGCCACAGAGCCAAUGCCAGGAGAAAGGGGAGAGGAGAAGCCAUUGGAUGGACAGGAACAUAGGGAGAAGCUGGAGGGGGAAACAGGGGAUUUGGGCAAGAGAGCAGAAGAUGUAAAAGGAGACAGGGAGCUUCGACUUGGACCUCCUCGAGAUGAGCCAAGGUCCAAUGGACGCCGUGAGGAGAAAGUGGAGAAGCCGAGAUUCAUGUUCAAUAUUGCUGAUGGUGGUUUCACAGAGCUUCACACACUGUGGCAGAAUGAAGAGCGGGCAGCUAUUUCCUCGGGGAAACUCAAUGAGAUCUGGCACCGAAGACAUGACUAUUGGCUUCUGGCUGGGAUCGUCCUCCAUGGCUAUGCACGGUGGCAAGAUAUCCAGAAUGAUGCUCAGUUUGCCAUUAUCAACGAGCCAUUUAAAACUGAAGCCAAUAAGGGGAACUUUCUGGAGAUGAAAAAUAAGUUCCUGGCCCGGAGGUUCAAGCUCCUGGAGCAGGCGCUGGUGAUAGAGGAGCAGCUGCGGCGGGCGGCCUACCUGAACCUGUCACAGGAGCCGGCGCACCCCGCCAUGGCCCUCCACGCCCGCUUCGCCGAGGCCGAGUGCCUGGCUGAGAGCCACCAGCACCUCUCCAAGGAGUCGCUGGCAGGGAACAAGCCAGCCAACGCCGUCCUGCACAAGGUUCUGAACCAGCUGGAGGAGUUGCUGAGCGACAUGAAGGCGGACGUGACCCGCCUGCCAGCCACGCUGUCCCGAAUACCCCCCAUCGCAGCCCGCCUUCAGAUGUCCGAGCGCAGCAUCCUCAGCCGGCUGGCCAGCAAGGGCACGGAACCUCACCCCACACCGGCCUUCCCCCCGGGACCUUACGCCACACCUCCGGGGUACGGGGCGGCCUUCAGCGCCGCACCCGUAGGGGCCCUGGCCGCCGCAGGCGCCAAUUACAGCCAGAUGCCAGCAGGGUCCUUCAUCACAGCCACCACCAACGGCCCUCCAGUGCUGGUGAAGAAGGAGAAGGAAAUGGUGGGGGCAUUGGUGUCAGACGGGCUGGAUCGGAAGGAGCCCCGAGCCGGGGAGGUGAUUUGUAUAGACGACUGACUGGAUCCCAGGCCUGCCCUUCACCUAGGCCCCGUUCCCGGGGCCGACCCCCAUCUCAGGCCUUGGGGUCUGCUGCCAACCCGCCACCUUCCCCACCCCUUGGGCCACCACUGGGCUAGGAGCCCCUUUGCCCCUCUAUAACUCCUCUCUUCAAGAAGGGCCCCUAUCUCUCUCCACCUCCACACACCUUUCCCACCAAACUUUGAAGACUGUGCUGGUGUGAAGAGGACUGGGUGGGAGAUGGCUAGCAGGGCCUUCCAAGUACCUUUAUCCCUCACCACCAAAUAUACACCACUUCCCAAUAAAUGAUUGUUGGGAGGAAAGAGGUGGAACCUCCCCAGUCUCUUUUCCUGCAUAUCACCUCCACCUCUGCAAAAGUGGGGGAUUUGCCUUGCCUGGCUUUUAGGAAUUUCUGUGGGGAAAAAAAAACUUCAAAGAGGAGGGGAGCUUGAUUAUAGAGGGAAGAAAAUGAGCCCUGGGAGAAAGAAGGGAAGAGGAGGGGUGGCUGCAUGUUACCUUCCCCUUCCUCUCCCAAAAUGGAGGGUGGAGCAGCUACAGGGGAGGGAGUCCGUUGCUGUUCAGCCUCAGAAUAAAGGCGCCAUUCACUGGCUCAGUUACCUCCUGUGUACCAGCAUCUUGUGUUGGGAACCUUCUCCCCUCCCUAGGGACCAAGGACCACUCCCACAACAAGUUAUGGUUGGGAGAUACUCCUUCAAGCCAAAGAGGAGCUCCCCAACCUAUUCUAGGAACCCAGGUAACCUAGAAAGGGUGGGAGAGAAUACAGAGGGCCAGACAUGGGGGGGGCAGAACCCCAUACUGGGGCUCAGGUUUCUGGGGGACUUAUAUCCUCCCUCCUCAAGGCCUGGAUACAGACUAAAUUUGAGUAAGUCAGGCCAGGGGCCUAGUCAGGGGACUACCUUGCCUGUGGGAUCAGAACAACAUAGUUGAUAGCAGGCUAGGGAGAUGUGGGCACAUUCCCCCUCCAAGGAGGGGCCAGGGAGUGGCAGUUUGCAUGGGGAAUCCCCCCACUUCCUCUUUGCUGCCCCUUCACUUUCUUGCUGCCCCUUUCCCAGUCUCUUCACACCCACUCCUGGUCUGUCCCAAUCCCCUCUUCUGUAUCAGGUUAUUGGUUGUACAUAUAAAUUAUACUUUCCUUUC
Molecule: messenger RNA, 7247 nt
Organism: Nannospalax galili (Upper Galilee mountains blind mole rat)
Lineage: Eukaryota; Metazoa; Chordata; Mammalia; Rodentia; Spalacidae
Gene: Chd3
Product: chromodomain helicase DNA binding protein 3
Exons: 41
Coding region: 24-6089 (2021 amino acids)
Biological process (GO): negative regulation of transcription by RNA polymerase II; chromatin remodeling
Cellular component (GO): nucleus; chromatin; NuRD complex
Molecular function (GO): ATP binding; histone binding; ATP hydrolysis activity
Source: RefSeq, a predicted model, not a curated record